Dimorphilus gyrociliatus is the source of this 1433-nucleotide messenger RNA. Lineage: Eukaryota; Metazoa; Annelida; Polychaeta; Dinophilidae. The record is from the annotation of a GenBank genome assembly.
GUAUUCUUUUUUAUAUUUUAAUGAAGACAUAUCAAAGAAAUAUGAUUGUCUUAAUUAUUUUUUUACAAUUGAUUUCUUUCAUGUUUAACGGUCAUUGUUUGCAAAUAAAUUCAAAGAAAUCUAUACCGGAACAACAAUCAAUAAGAUACAAAACUGUCUUUAUUAAACAACAGGUUGAUCAUUUUUCUUACGGGAAUAAUGAUGUAUUUGAUCAGCGUGUUUUGAUAAAUUCCGAUUAUUUCGAGCCUUAUGGACCUGUUUUCUUCUAUACUGGAAAUGAAGGAGAUAUUACCUGGUUUUGCAAUAAUACAGGUUUUCUUUGGGAUAUUGCCGAAGAAUUUAAUGCUGCUCUAAUAUUUGCCGAACAUAGAUACUAUGGUUUAUCACUACCUUAUGGUAAUCAAUCCUAUAAAGAUCCUCAACAUUUGGGUCACUUGACUUCUGAACAAGCACUCGCCGAUUACUCAGUGCUAAUUGAUUAUUUACGAAAUGAGUAUGGAAAAUACUUUGCCAAAAGUCCAUUUAUAGCUUUUGGAGGUUCUUAUGGAGGAAUGCUUGCAAGUUGGAUGCGAAUGAAAUAUCCUGCAUCCGUAAUAGGUGCUUUAGCUGCAUCAGCACCAAUAUUUCAAUUUGAAGGUUUAACUGAUUGCGGAGUUUUCUAUAAAACUGUUACAAAAGCCUAUGAAAGAUUUUCGAUGAAAUGCGUUUCUAAUAUAAGAAAGUCUUGGCAAGUUAUUAACAAAAUAGGUAGCACAACGGAAGGAAGGAAAUAUAUUACCAAAAAAUUUUCCUUAUGCAAACCAUUGACAACUGUUAAUGACGUUGCUGUAGUUAAAGGUUGGCUGUUCAAUACAUGGACCAAUUUAGCUAUGAUGAAUUAUCCGUAUAAAAGCAAUUUUAUGGAACCCUUACCUGCUUGGCCUGUCAAGAGAGCCUGUAGCUAUCUUAACAAGUCGUUAGAUCAUGAAGUGUUAAUUGAUGGAAUUGCUAAAGCCGUUAAAUUAUACUAUAAUUACAGGUGGUUUCAAUCAUGUACCGAAAUGGUCAUGCCAAUGUGUUCUAAUGGGAUUGAUGACAUGUUUGAAAGAAGAGAUUGGAAUUUAAAAGAAUUUUGUGACGGGUGCACCAAUAAAUUUAAAGUAAAAACUCGUCCAUUUUUUGUUGUUUCUCAAUAUGGCGGAAGAAAUAUUUCAGCAGCCUCCAAUAUUAUUUUUAGUAACGGUGAUCUUGACCCCUGGUCGGGAGGUGGCGUUUUGAAUUCACCAAACCCUUCAAUACACGUAAUAUUGAUAAAAGAUGGCGCUCACCAUUUAGAUUUACGAUUUUCGAACAAGGAUGACCCAGAUUCGGUGAAACAGGCAAGAAAGCGAGAAAUUGAAAUUAUUCAACAAUGGUUAAAAGACUAUUGGCAGAAUUUAAAAGAAAAAAUUUGA